AUGGACUUCCAGCAGUCAGCGGAGGAGUUGCUGACAAAGCUCGACACCUACCGUGAACAGUUGGCCCAAGCCCUGGAACAGCAGCCUGAUGAGCCGUCCCUGGUGAAGCUGAAGAACGACCUUACAGAGGUCAUCGUCUUGACGGAAGACUUGGUCAAGUACCAGGCCGCGGCGCCCACGGAAGCCGAGACGGGUGCCGAGACGGCUGGCAGGGCGAGCGCUCCUCCAGUGCCACUGCCCACUUCUCGUUCAGCCGGCAAGUCGGUGCACACCGCGCUCGUCGGCCGCACCUGCGAGGCCUUCUUCGAGCAGAAGUGGUACAACGGUGAGAUCAAGUCUGUCCGCCGCGACGAGCGCGGGCAGGAGCGAUGCAUGGUGGAGUUCAUCGGCUUCUCCAACAGCAGGGAGUUCAAGGUGACGGACGUCCGCCUUCUGCGACCACCACAUCCAGCCCAGUGUCAGCCAGGAACGAAGUGCCAGGCGAUCUUCCCAGAUGAUGGCCUCUGGUACGACUGUGUCAUUACGGAGCAGACAGAGAAGGGCUACAAGAUCACCUUCAUGGACUACGGCAGCCGGGCCGAGGUCAGGUUCGAUCAGAUCCGGCUGCAGACCUCGGGGAAAGUCGGGCAGCAGAAGCGCACCAUCAAGGAGGUCACCACGCCGGCCGGGUACAAGAUUCCAGAGAGUAUGCAGAUCCAGAAGACCGACACCGAAGACAUCAUCGAGGCUAAGCGGAGGAAGAUCACGGCUAUCAAGAAGCAGCAGCGUGCAGACAAGUUGGAGCACGAGCAUGUGAAGCAGCAGUCCAACUGGCAGAAGUUCUUCUACAAGAAGGCCAGCGCCCGAAGCAAGUGCGGCUUCAUGUCCGGAAAGCCCAAGGACAGCAUCUUCAAGGUACCCGAUGCAAUCGAGGGUCGCGUGGGCUUCAUGAACAGUGGCCAGGAGAUGACAAAGUUCCACGAAGCCCGCAAGUUUACCUACCAGUACGUCUGA
Symbiodinium sp. CCMP2456 is the source of this 993-nucleotide messenger RNA. Lineage: Eukaryota; Dinophyceae; Suessiales; Symbiodiniaceae. The record is from the annotation of a GenBank genome assembly.